GCGGUGGCGGCGGACGCACGGCGCGCUCCGGAGGUGCUCGUCCAGUGACGCCGGUCCGCACGAGCUACUGGAGAGAGCUCGUCCAGUGACGCCGGUCCGCACGAGCCACUGGAGAGAGCUCGUCCAGUGACUGACCUGUGCGCACGACUGUGUGGGGCUCGUCCAGUGAAAGCGGUUGGGCGCGAGUAAUUGAGUGCGACUCACCCAGCAGGAAAGAGCCGUAAUGGGGACUGAGUGGUGCUCAAUCCGGGCAGACGGCCCACGGGAGUGACCGGAUGGAGCCCACACAAUGACGACAAUCCAUGCGAUAAGCUGAGUGACGUUUGUCCGGUGACAACGGCUUCUGCGACGGCAGCGGACUGCAGUACCUGGCAGCAGCUCCUUCAGUAACCAUCGCAAGCUUGAAGUCCUCUGGGGGGGAUCACCAGCACCUGUGAGCGCGUGCGGCGGUAAGGGCUGCUGUCCUGUCUCAAGGAAGGUGCAACGCCGGCUGUGAAGGCUUCUCAUUCCUUGGUGUGAAGACACACCCGUCUACACCAUGUCACUACGCAAGCCAAGGCAGCGACGCUACAGCAUUCCACCUCUGGUGACCGAGGCCCCGGAAGAGCGCUGGUCUUCUGAGGAUGUCGGCAGACACAAGAGCCAGUUUCUGGGGGACCACGCACUGGACGCGCGAGAGGCAAAGAGAAAACUCUCUGAAGAGGAAGCAAACCCAUCGAAUCGCGCGAAAACCACCAGGCGAGAGGAAGGUAAGAAGCCCCAUCAUUCGUCGGUAGAUCAGCCAACUGAGAAAGGAAACACUUUCUUGGACGACCCGCUGACCAAGCCGCGACUCGCACAGUCCAUGGAAGGCGAGAGCACGGGUCAGCCGGCCGGAGAUGUGUGUCAUGGUCCCCUCGCACCCGGCAGCGGCAGCGCGACCCCCGCGGGCCGCUCCCCGCCAGCAGCCGGCCUGCAGGUGCAAGAGAUCGCGAGCGAGCAGUGGGAGGGACUAAUCUGCCCGCCUCUGGCCCGGCUGCGCAGCCAGCCGCCCUCCUUCCUCGUGCAGGAGGUGGACUCGGACGAAACGUGCAGCGACUCGGACAGCGAGGCGGCGCCUCGGCCCCGUCACGAUGACUCCGCGAUGCGCAUCGUAGAGGAGGAGACGCUCCACUUCGCCGCGGUGGAGGAGGAGCAGCAGGGCACCUGGGAGGAACCGCUCAGCGAGACGGACGACCUGGUCGUCUUCCCUGUGCGCGGUUCUCCUCGCUUUAUCGAAGUUCCGAACGAGAGGGCUGUGUUCUCCACGCUUCGGGCUAAUCGACGAGUCAUUGUGCCACUCCGGAGAUGCCUGUCGCCUAUGCCGGAGGAGACAUGUGAGGAAAUGGACUGCACCGACUCGCUUCCGUCGGAGACCCGAGCACGCGAGGAGGUGCACGAGGAUGCAGUGUGGAGCGAGUCACUGCCCGUGGAGACGCGCCUGCGAAAGGAACCGGGCAGGCAUGAAACAUGGAGCGAGUCACUUCCAGUGGAAUCACGGGUGCGAGAGAGGGUGGACGGACAUAAGGUGUGGAGCGAGUCACUGCCCGUGGAGACGCGCGUGCGAGAGGAACUGGCCAGGCAUGAAACAUCGAGCGAGUCGCUUCCAGUGGAAUCACGGGUGCGAGAAAAGGUACACGAACAUAAGGUGUGGAGCGAGUCACUGCCCGUGGAGACGCGCAUGCGAAAGGAACCGGCCAGGCAUGAAACAUCGAGCGAGUCACUUCCAGUGGAAUCACGGGUGCGAGAGAAGGUGGACGGACAUAGCGUGUGGAGCGAGUCACUGCCCGUGCAGACGCGCGUGCGAGAGAAACCGGCCAGGCAUGAAACAUCGAGCGAGUCGCUUCCAGUGGAAUCACGGGUGCGAGAAAAGGUACACGAACAUAAGGUGUGGAGCGAGUCACUGCCCGUGGAGACGCGCGUGCGAGAGGAACCGGCCAGGCAUGAAACAUGGAGCGAGUCACUUCCAGUGGAAUCACGGGUGCGAGAGAAGGUGGACGGACAUAAGGUGUGGAGCGAGUCACUGCCCGUGGAGACGCGCUUGCGAGAGGAACCGGCCAGGCAUGAAACAUGGAGCGAGUCACUUCCAGUGGAAUCCGGGGUGCGAGAGAAGGUGGACGGACAUAGCGUGUGGAGGCAGUCGCUUCCAGUGGAAUCCAGAACACGACGGCAUUUGGAAGGUGAAAACAAAUGGAGCGAGUCACUGCCUGCGCAGUCGCGCUUAAGGAUGGGAGCGGGUGGGCACAGCGUAUGUAGCGAGUCACUUCCGGUGGAGUCACGGGUGCGAGCGGAGGCGGACAAUGGCAAAGAGUGGAGCGAGUCACUGCCCGUCGAGUCACGAAUGCGAGUGGACAAAGGUCGGCCUACACGGUGGAGCGAGUCACUUCAUGCGGAGUCACGAGUACGAGAGGAGACGGAGUCACUUCCAGUAGAGUCACGGGUGCGAGAGGAAGCAGGCAGGGGUAAGGCGUGGAGCGAGUCUCUACCAGUGAGUGCCAGGGUCAGUACACCAGAACAGUGCACUGACUGCAGUACGGAUAGCGGUGUAUUCACGGAACAGAGUGACGGUAGGACACUGCAUGAAGUAGACAACUGGAGAAAGCCCGCAGUACCUGCCACCGAACAGCAGCUGUCCAGUGAAAACAUGACGGGCAACCUUCAAGGUGCACUGCCCGUCCAAAGGAAAUCGCCAUCAAGUGAACCACAGCAGGGAGCUUCCGAGCAAAUGGUGACGACGAUGAAGGGCCUGCAUCGUCACAAUACCGCGAAAGACAGAGCCAGCAUUUGUGACAGUCAACGGGUGCUACACCGCACGUCUGCAAACAAGGAUGAUGUCACACCAGUUGAGGUUUUAGAUCGCACAGACGAUAAGAAGUACAAUUUUAGCUCGUUAAAGGAGAAGCGUAGAGAAGCAAGGCUGGCCGAGAAGAACAAAAAAGAUCAGCUGCUGCGGGAAUCAUCCGCCAGUUCCACACAUAAAGUUCCACUUGCUUCCAAAGCCUCCAAACAUUACGAAGAGAAUCGUAAAGGCAAACCGGAUGUUGAGCAUAGUUCAAGCGAAGGCCGCUUGUGUAGCGGUGUCCACGAAGACAAACGCCACUCCCCAAUGUACGGUCUUAGUUCAACAAACGGGAGACGGACGUCCCCAAGGGAAGAAACAGCGUCGGGAAUCAACAGAACGGGAGCGAUACCACGUUCAUUUCAGACCAGCGCCACGGACAGCGCGACAAACCCAGAAGAUGUGGACACCAAAGCAGCCGUCGGCAGAGCACCCAAAGCAGACGCCGCUGAGGGUGCUGGAGACGGUGGGCGUCCGCAGCGAGGUGGCCUAGCCACCGGGACAGGACCAGACACGGCGACACAGGCCAGCUCACCGGCCGCUGGCAGCGGGCCGGAGUCGCCGCAGCAGAUCCUCGCUCGGCUGGAGGCGGAGCCCGGCUGGCAGACGGUGCGGCCCACCCGCGCGCCGCAACCACCCGACAACGGCGGCUGCCCAGAGAAGCCAUCGCUGAUCCCGCUGCGGGACUGCGAGUGUUACGUCACCGAGACGCUGGUGCUGGUCUCCGAAGGUAGCGGGUGGCCGCCACCCUCGCCGCUCUGGGUCGUCAAACCAUUCCUGUGCAACAAAUCGUCGCCUGAGGAUAGCACGUACAUGGACGGGACAGAGAUUGAGAGCAGUGAAGACCGGCUGAUCCAGCGCAGAGGUAACCAGCAUCGGCUGAUCAUCCCGCGCCUCAACUAUGUUGACGCCGGGCUGUACAAGCUCACGCUGAGCAACGACAGCGGCCAGGCCUCCACACAGUGCAACGUCCUCAUUAAGCCUCUGAGCGAGCUGAAAGCGCCACAUUUCUUCCGGCCGUUGGUAAGAAGCGCAGCAAAGGACGGCCAGGAAGCCAUAUUGACAACAGAAGUGCGAGGAUCGCCGCCACCCAGUGUUACCUGGCACAGGGGGUCGGUGGAGCUGAGGCCCAGCUCAACAGUGCGCAUCCGGCACGACCCGAGCACCUCACUGUGCGAGCUGCGCCUGCUGCGGCCGGACCUCGGAGCCGGAGCUGGAACGGGAGCAGGAACCGGAGAUGAAGCCGGCGACCGCUACUCCUGCCGAGCCGUCAACCGACACGGACAGGCACAGAUCUCGGUGGUGCUAGGGGGACCGGAACAGCUCGAGCCGUUCAGCCCGGGUGACGUCACCGCUGACCACGUGACGUCACGAGACACUCCACAUCCGCCCUCUGGCGCUGAGCUGCAGGAUUGCGUCACAUCGUCCGACGGCCCCACGCUUCAGGAGCAGCCGCAGCCGGCGCCGGACGACGCAGCCUCUGAGUCGCCGCCGUCGGAGCAGGCAGCGCCGUCGGUCGCCGCCGCCGCCCACUCGGAGGACAGAAGUCGCGGCGACGGUGCAGAGCCCGUGGCUGCGGACCCCCGGAGCCGCGAGCAGCGGAAGCCUAUCAGCUACCGGCCCAGACCGCUGCCAGCUGCCGGUGACACCAGCCGGACACUCAGACGAGAGGCCGCCAGUGUCAGAGGCGGGCACCGCCAGCCGGCUGCCGCGGCAGUCAUGAGCUCGGCCGAGGCGCUGGAUGCCGUGGAGGCGGAGGAAACUGCCCCGAAGGAGGCUACCGGGGAGGAGGCGGCCGCCGAUGCCCAGACAGAGGCCCCCGAGCAGGUCGACGGGGCUGUUGAAGCUGCCGACCAGCCGCCGGCCGCCCUGACCGAACUCUCGCCACCGCCGACCGAGGCGGCACCGGCCGAGGACCCUGCGCCGGCCGCCGCUGCGACCCCAGCCGACUCACCGCCGACCGCCGCUGCGAUCCCUGCCGAGUCACCUCCGGCCUCCGCUGCGACCCCUGCCGACUCACCGCCGGCCGCCGCUGCGACCCCUGCCGAUCCUCCCCCGGCCGCCGAUGCGAAGCCGACUGAGGCGGCUCCGGCCGCUGCCGAGGAGCCCUCUGGCGACCAGCCGCCGUCGGUGGAGGAGGCGCUGAGCGCCGUGCUGGUGGUGGCCGGCUGCCCGGGCCGGCUCGAGGGACGCAUCAGCGGCCACCCGAAGCCCAUCAUCGUCUGGCAGCGGGAUGGCGCCGCGCUCUGCCCGGACGGCGAGCGCGUGCGGCCGUACCACGAGGCGGACGGCACGUUCGGCCUGGAGCUGGCCGAGUGCCGUUCCGAGGAUGUGGGCACGUACACGGCCACGGCCAGCAACGCGGCCGGCCAGGCGGCAACGGAGGCCGCGCUCCAGCUGUUGGACACGAGCAUCAGCGGCAAGGAAUGGGCGCCUGACUUUACAACGCCGCUGCUGGGCGGCAAGGUGGACGAGGGUCAGUCGCUCGAGAUGGACACCCACAUCACCGGCGUGCCGAUCCCCGAGAUCAGCUGGAGCAAGGACGGCGUGCCUCUGGACGCCUCCGACCGGGUCUGCCCCGGCUUCGACGGCGACAAGGCUACACUCACUGUCAAGCCUGUGCUGGCUUCCGACGCCGGUAAAUACGAGAUCACCAUCCGCAACACUCUGGGGGAGGUCAGCUCGGCUGUACAGGUCAAGGUCAACAAAGUUUACUGCGUGCCCCAGUUCACGGAGAAGCUGACGGACGUCCAGCAGCUGGCCAGCCUGGACGCCAAGUUCAGCUGCAAGGUGAGCGGCACCCCGCGGCCCGACGUCCAGUGGCUCUUCAACGAGCAGCUGCUGAAGUCGUCCAAGAAGCACAAGAUCCGCCGGGACGAGGACGCCUGCACGCUGACGGUGCGCGACUGCGGCGAGCAAGACGCCGGCGCCUACACCUGCUGCGCCACUAACGUCGAGGGCACGUCCCAGGCGAUCGCCUCCCUCCAGCUGGUGGACAAACUGGAGCGUCGACCGAAGUCGGAGGCGCCGCUGUUCCUGAAGACGAUCGGCGACUGCGAGGUUUUCCCCGGCAUGCAGGCGCGCUUCACGGGCUGCGUGGCUGGCUUCCCGGAGCCAGAGUGCGAGUGGUACAGGAACGACGUGCGCCUCUACCCCAGUGACCGUAUCCUGAUGGAGGCGGACGGCUCCGGCCUGGUGCGGCUGACCCUGCGGACCGUGGACGACACGGACGCCGGCCGGUACCGGCUGCGCAUCCACAAUAGCGAGGGACAGGCGGCCUGCGAGGCCGACCUCACCUACGACUGCUUUGAGAUAUCGCCGACCAAGCCGCUGAAAGACCAGUAUCAGGCUCUGGAGAAGCAGCUCAAGUCGGGCAUCCCCAUGCCACUAGCCGAUCCUCCAAUCAUCUCGAGGAUGGUGGACCACCAGCUGACGUUGUCAUGGAGACCGUCCCCCGCCGCGGGCCAGCACAUACCGCCCACGUACACCGUAGAAAUGGCGAAGAUGCCGGAGGGAGACUUCGCCGUCAUCAACACCGGCGUGCGGGGCUGCUCGGUGGAGAUCAAACGGCUGGAGCCGCACUGCGACUACAAGUUCCGCGUCAUCGUGGAGAACAAGCACGGCGCCAGCGAGCCGUCACCGCACGCCGUGGCGCACAGGAACCACCUGGUGCCGGACCCGGACCCAGAGAACCCCUGUCUUCCGGCGAACGACCACUUCAGACCGGACAGCUCGCCGCUCUUUCCGCGCGGCUUCGACAUGGAGAAGUACUCCGCAGGCAAACCCCACCCGCCCACCUUCCUGCGACAGGAGAGCAACAUGCAGUUCGGCGUGAAGGGACGCGAUGCUCGACUCCGCUGGUACGUGUUCGGCCAUCCCCACCCGGACAUGCGGUUCACUUUCAACAACAACGAGAUCGAGAUGGCCGGCAGGUUCAGCUGCAGCUUCGGCAAUGACGGGCAGCUGACGCUCGUCAUCAGUAGCAUGCAGGAGCGCGACCAGGGCGUGUACGAGGCGCUGUGCACCAACAAGUACGGCGAGGCGAGACAGCGUGUCCUGCUGCGCCUGGCGGAGCCGCCUCGCUUCCUGCAGCACCCGGAGGAGACGACCGUCAUGCAGCGCGAGCAGGCGCGGUUCGAGGCGCGCGUCACCGGCGUGCCCAUACCGGAGAUCCGCUGGUACAAGGACUGGCAGCCGCUGGCCAAGUCGAAGCGCGUGCGGAUCUUGUGGCGCGAGCCGGACACCUGCAUCCUGCUGAUCAACAGCUGCCUGACGCCGCGCGACCGCGGCUUGUACUCGAUCACGGCCACCACUCCCGUCGGCACCACCACGGCCUCGGCGAUGCUGCACGUGGAGUACGACGAGUCCAUGUACAAGUACAUCUCGUACUCGCCGGCCCGCUCCGUCAAGCCCCGCAACAAGGCAUUCGAGGAUUUCUGCGACAUCGGCGAGGAGCUGGGCAGGGGCACCCAGGGCAUCGCCUACCACGUCAUACAGCGCUCCAAUGGCUGCAGCUUCGCGGCGAAGGCGAUGAACGGCAAGGGCGACUUGCGCCAGGCGAUGAACAGCGAGAUGUGGAUCAUGAACCAGCUGCACGACCGUCAGCUGGCACGCUUGUACGACGCGUACGAGUCGCCGCGCCAGCUGAUCCUCGUCCAGGAGCUGUGCAGCGGCGGUGACGUGCUGCACGUGCUCUGUCGUCAGCCCAGCUACAACGAGGCGGACGUGGCCAACGUCGUACGCCAGACGCUCUGGGGCCUGCAGCACAUGCACCUCAAGCACAUCGCGCACCUCUCACUCACGCCGGCCGACAUCCUGUUCUCGCGCCCUGGCGGUGACGAGGUGAAGCUGAUCGACUUCAGCCUGGCUCGCCACAUCAACCCGGGGCGCCCCGAGCGGCUCGACUUCGGUAUGCCCGAGUUCGUGGCUCCGGAGGUGGUGAACGGCGAGAGUGUGGGGCCGCCGGCCGAUAUCUGGUCGGUGGGCGUCAUCACCUACCUGCUGCUGUCGGGCACCUCCCCCUUUAGGGGCGACACGGACUGCGAAACUCUGAAGCGGAUCCAGUCAGGUGAGAUGCAGCACGACCUGGAGGCGUUCUCGCAGAUAUCGGCAGAGGCCAAGGACUUCAUCUCGCAGCUGCUGGUGUUCCAGCCGGCCGGCCGGCUGGACGUGCGUGCCGCGCUCAAGCAUCCAUGGCUGAAGUUUGCAGAGCGCACGCCCUCCUCGGUCAAGGACACGCCCUCCGAUCGGCUCAGGGCGUACAUGGAGAAGUUUAGGGCGUGGUACCGGAACGCCUCAUGCCGCACCUGGUUCCGGCGGCGGCCGCUGAGCUCGGCGAUGAGCCACCCCAGCGGCAUGGUGUACCCUCCGGACGUGGCCUACACGCCGCCGCCGUCGCCGGAGCCGGUGCGGCGCGAUAAGAACCCGCCGCCGGCCGCCGAGCAGGACGAGCCAGUGGACCCGCUGGAUGACGAGCUGGACUGGAUCGGCACCGAGAGCCAUUACCAGCAGGGUCCGGACACGUACCUGCUGCAGCUGCGCGACACUGGCCUGCCCUCCAGGCUGCGCGAAUACAUCAAGGUGGCGGCCGAACGCUCGCCCACCUUCGCCCAGAAGGGCUUCGACGAGCCGCUCUACGACAGGACUCUGCCGGUGCUGCACGAGCGGCGUCGUUUCACGGACAUCAUGGACGAGGAGAUCGACGACGAGCGCAAGUCGCGCAUCAACAAGUACAGCGCCGACGCCGGCCAUUACGUGCCGCGCCGACUGCGUUACGAGCUCGGCUCCCGCCCCAAGGCGCUGGCCGAGGCCGACGCCGUGCGGGAGAAGAAACGGCAGGGGCAGAUGCCGUUCUUGCGCGAGAAACCGUCCGACAUGGCCAUCCAAGACGGGGAAGUCUGCGAACUCUCAUGCCUGGCCGUGGGGAAUCCGAAGCCCAUCGUUCAGUGGUUCAGGAAUGACGUGGUGAUCGGCGAGACAAGGCGCAUCAAGCUGCUGGAGGACAGCAAGGGGCGCUCUCUACUGAGGCUACAGCCUGCCAAGGACUUUGACCACGGCGUCUACAAAGUGAUCGCCCGCAACAUGGUCGGGCAGACCGUGGCGAAGUGCCGUCUGUACAUGGGCUACGAGCCGGGAUCGUGCGACCUGCCUGACGUGGUCGACUACUCGGACAAGGAGGUACUGCUCCGAUGGAAGGUACCCGCUGACAACGGCCACGCGCCCAUUCUGGGCUACGGCCUGCAGUGCAAGCAGCUCAUCGAGCACCGCUGGACGGAUGUGGCGGACAACAUCGCCCACCAGUUCUUCUGCGUGCACGACCUCCAGCCCGAGUCCAACUACCACUUCCGACUGAGCGCGCGCAACAAGUUCGGCUGGGGCCCGCACAGCGUGCCCACUCCAACAGUCAGGACCCGCAAGGCAGGCUGGAGCCGGAGCGUGCAGUGCACCAAGGCGGAGAAGCUGCUGCAGCAGAUGACAGAAGCUGGCAGGGAGCCGGAUGACCUGGAGGCGCGGCCUGACCUGGACUACGAGGCCGAGGAGCACCCGGUGACCCUGACCGCGGGCUCGCCCGAGGAGACCUACUCGUUCCUGGCCGAGAUUCACAGGGGGAGGUUCUCCCUGGCGGCCAUGUGUGUCAACACCGAGACCAGCACCAUCCGCACGGCCAAGCUGCUGGACGCCUCCGAGGAACACCAGGAGGCGGCCGCCGCCGAGUUUGAGGCGCUCCGUGCACUGCGCAGCGAGAGGAUCGCCGCCCUGUACGACGCCUACAGAAUGGACAACAAGUACGUGCUGGUGAUGGAGAGCCUAGAGGGCCCGGACGUCCUCAACUACUUCCAGCAGCAGCACGAGUACACUGAGGAGAUGGUCGCUGUCGUCAUCAACCAGGUACUGGACGGCCUGCAGUACCUGCACUGGCGCGGCGUGGCGCACCUGGACCUGCAGCCCGACAACGUGGUGCUGGCAUCGGAGCGGCGGCUGAGCGUCAAGCUGGUGGACCUGGGCUCGGCACAGCGCGUGACACGGCUCGGCCGUAUGGUGCGCCGAGCCGGCCACCUCGAGUACACCGCGCCUGAGCUGCUGGUCGACGAGCCGGCUUUCCCGAUGACGGACGUCUGGUCGCUGGGCGUCAUCACCUACCUGCUCCUGUCGGGCGUGUCGCCCUUCUGUGGCGAAACGGAUGAGGAGACGCGCCAAAACAUCCUUUACGUGCGCUUCCGCUUCGAGCAUCUCCACAAGGAGAUCACCAACGAAGCCACGCGCUUCAUGAUGAUGCUCUUCAAGCGGGCGCCCAGUAAGCGACCGACGUGCGACCAGUGCUUGGAGCACCGCUGGCUGAUGUCGAUCGAGUACAUGCAGAAGAGCCGGGAGAGGGCCGUCUUCCUCGGCCACCGGCUCAAGGACUACUCGGAUCAGUACCACCGGGAGCGAGAGCGGCAGGCCACCCAGAGCACCGACCUGAUCGCCGCCUUCUCAAUGGACCUGCUGACCUGACCUGGCCUGGCGGGCCAUGCCGAGGCCAGGGAGGCGCUCAGCCACUCUAGCCCCAUCGGAUGUGUGAGGUGUGAGUAGUUAGUUCGUUGUUCAGCCCGGUUUUGUAAGCACAGGACCAGGCCAGUUUGCAUGUGUGCUGUAGUGUGGAAUACAGUGUGCCCUUUCA
Messenger RNA from Pollicipes pollicipes, 10517 nucleotides. Its product is annotated as obscurin. NCBI's taxonomy places the organism in Eukaryota, Metazoa, Arthropoda, Thecostraca, Pollicipedomorpha, Pollicipedidae. Gene Ontology annotation, molecular function: protein kinase activity; ATP binding; protein binding. The coding region runs from base 539 to 10351 and encodes 3270 amino acids. The record is from RefSeq and is a predicted model, not a curated record. Gene Ontology annotation, biological process: protein phosphorylation. The transcript has 43 exons.